Molecule: messenger RNA, 2142 nt
Organism: Cyprinus carpio (common carp)
Lineage: Eukaryota; Metazoa; Chordata; Actinopteri; Cypriniformes; Cyprinidae
Product: calpain-1 catalytic subunit-like
Exons: 14
Coding region: 96-1613 (505 amino acids)
Biological process (GO): proteolysis
Cellular component (GO): cytoplasm
Molecular function (GO): calcium-dependent cysteine-type endopeptidase activity
Source: RefSeq, a predicted model, not a curated record
AAGAUAACAAGUCAAAAACAAGUGGGAGAAGACUGCUCGUUUAGGUUGUUACCCUUGAAGCUUAUCAUAAGAAACAGACUUUUGCAACUGAAAAAAUGCCUCCACCUCUUGUAAACAAGAAACCCAGGAUUGAAUCCACCACAAAAAACAACACAGGCACUCUCGACGACCCUUUGAAAUUCUUGGAUCAGGACUACCAGGAGCUGCAGAAGAGCUGUAUCACCAGUAAAAAGAUUUUUGUUGAUGACAAGUUCCCUCCAGACAGCAGCUCCAUUGACCCAAAUAAGAAACUUGAACUGGAUCUGGGCCAAAUCGAGUGGUUGAGGCCAUCAAAAUUAGUAGCAGACCCUCAGCUUAUUGUCCAGGGCGUGUCCAGGUUUGACUAUUCCCAAGGAUCUUAUUUAGGAAACUGCUGGUUUCUUGCUUCAGUUGGGGCUUUAACAUUUCAGAAGGACAUCAUGGACCAGGUCAUGCCAGCUGACCAGUCAUUUGGCAAAGAUUAUGCAGGGAUAUUUCACUUCAGAUUCUGGCGGUUUGGGAAAUGGAUUGAUGUUGUCAUUGAUGACAGACUUCCAACAAUCAAAGGCGAACUCGUUUUUGUUCUUUCAAAAACAUCUAAUGAGUUUUGGCCUGCCUUACUGGAGAAAGCUUAUGCCAAGGUGUGUGGCUCAUAUGCUGACAUGCAUACUGGUUUUGUGUCUGAGGCUCUGGUAGACUUCACCGGUGGCGUCCAUGUGUGCUUUGAACUAGAAAAAACUGCUAUUGAUUUGUGGAGCCUGAUGGACCGUGCAGUCAAAAAAAAGGCUCUGAUGGCCUGCGACACCCAUCAGGGGGAAAAAUCUGAGAAUGUAUUACCCAAUGGUAUUGUUCAGGGCCAUGCAUAUACUGUGACAGGGGUUUUUAAGGUAAUCUCCUCUGAAAAACCAGUAAAGCUGGUGAGAGUGUUGAAUCCGUGGGGAAUGGGCGAGUGGAACGGUGCCUGGAGUGACAAGUCAUCACUGUGGAACAAAGUGAGUGAGAAGGAGCGAACCACUUGUCGUUCUUUGGCCAAUGAUGGAGAGUUCUGGAUGUCAAUGGAGGACUUCAGCAAAAACUUUGAAGAGAUUGAUAUUUGCUGCCUCAGUCCUGAUUUUUUGGACAGCUCUUCUAAAUGCAGCUGGGCAACAACAUGCUACAAUGGCAGCUGGGAAUCUGGGACUACAGCUGGUGGAUGCAUCAAUAAUAAAGACUCUUUCUGGACAAACCCUCAGUUUCGGGUGAGGAUUGAGGCGCUUGAUGAGGAAUGUGCUAGUGGCCAGUGUCGUGAAAACAUACUGGUGUCCCUCAUGCAGAUCCAUGAGAACAGACACAGAAGUCUUGUUUCUAAUUACUUCAUUGGCUUCAGUGUUUAUCUGAUACCACCAGAGAUGAAGGAUGAGAAGUUUCCUGCCAAGUUCUUCUACCGCAGACGUACCGUGGAAGAGAGUGAAAACUUUGUCGAUAAAAGACAUGUGAUGAAAUUCUUCAAGCUUGAACCAGGAGAGUAUCUCAUUGUACCCUCUACUUUCAAUCCUAAAGAGUCUGCAAAAUUCAUGCUGUCCAUCUUCACAAAGACUGAAUCCAACAGGAGAUGAAAGAAUCCUGCAAUGACAUAUGUAUGAGGCUAUAAGUGUCUUGCUCAAAUAGCAAUGUAACAGCUCAUGGUCUGUUCACGCUUUGAACCUACUGCCUUUACCAGUUUACCCCUCUAGAUUUUUCUCCUCUGUAACCACUCAAAUGGAUUUGGAGUAACCAAGCUGGUUAUACUCUUUUUCUUCUACAUCCCUUCUGUACUAUAUUUUGUUCAUCAGUGAGCUGUGAAAUUAAUGUUAUUAGUUACCUUUGUUGUUUAUUUGUUUGUUUUCUUUCUGUCAUGCUUUAACUUUGCGUAUUGGUCAAUUCAGACAGUAACAUAAAAUAACCUUGCCAAAGGCCAUUUCAGUAUGUAGCCAAUCAGAAGGUUAUGUUUGCAGAAUUGUGAAAAAAAAAAAAAAAAAAAAAAAAAAAAACUACAUAUGUUACUCAACGGUCAAAUUUAAGUCAGUAGUUGUCAAGUGGUAUGCAGCUACCAAACAGUGAAAUGUACACUACCGAACAAUAAUAAAAUAUACAUUUAAUUCAAAA